Messenger RNA from Onychostoma macrolepis, 4052 nucleotides. RefSeq names its product chondroitin polymerizing factor 2 (gene chpf2). Gene Ontology annotation, cellular component: Golgi cisterna membrane. The coding region runs from base 483 to 2777 and encodes 764 amino acids. Gene Ontology annotation, molecular function: glucuronosyl-N-acetylgalactosaminyl-proteoglycan 4-beta-N-acetylgalactosaminyltransferase activity. The record is from RefSeq and is a predicted model, not a curated record. The transcript is spliced from 5 exons. Lineage: Eukaryota; Metazoa; Chordata; Actinopteri; Cypriniformes; Cyprinidae.
CUGGCCGAUGUGAUACGGGCUCGGUGUGAGCAGCUCGCGCUCAGGCUCGGAGCAGGACUCGUGUGUACGUGGAACUCUUGUGCGCCUGCUGCUUGUUUCCUUGGGUCUGUUUUAACGCAUUGAGUCAAUCUUCCUCUUGAGCACAUCCGUAGGUAGACUUGAUACGUGACCGACGAUGCUAGAGACAUUCACAGCAAAACCAAGACAGUCAUUUCGCGAUUGUUUUGCAUUUUUCUUCGAAUCCUCGGAAGAGACGCAGGGAUUCAUCUGAAGUGAGCGCAGUCUCGACGGAUUACUGUGUUUGUGUUUUGUGGGAAAUAUCGCUGGUGGCUGCUAAUGUUGCUCCGCUUCACUGUGCAAGCAAAGCAGCUACGAAGCUACGCCAGACAGUGGAGGACUUUUUAUUGAAUACGAGACUUUGCUGUUACUUGAACUGCUCUCUGAGGAGACCUAUCGAGACUUGACAUCCACUCUGCUCCACCAUGCGCCUGUCUUCUUUCCUGGCUGUUUUCCGGCCUGCUCUGCCUCUCAUCCUGGGCCUCUCUUUGGGCUGCAGCCUCAGCCUCCUGAUGGUGUCCUGGACGCAGGGGGAGACCGAUGAAGCUUGUGGAGAUGAACUGGGCAAUGGGAGACUCAUACACAGUGGUCAUAUCAGGGAUGUCCCGGAUGGUCAAGGUGGGGAUGGCAAUGAGGACUUCCAGCCUCGCAUUGUGCCCUAUCACAAGGACCCCAACAAACCACACAAGAAAGUCCUUAGGACGCGCUACAUCCACACCGAGCUGGGCAUCCGAGAACGCCUUCUGGUGGGUAUCCUGAGCUCACGCGCCACUCUCAACACACUAGGGGUGGCUGUCAAUAAAACGGUAGCUCACCGUUUCCACCGUACCUUCUUUUUCACUGGCCUUCGAAGCACAAAGGCACCGCAUGGCAUGGCUGUUGUUGCUCAUGGUGAUGACCGACCCGUCUGGCUGAUGUAUGAAACUAUACGCCACCUCCACCAACACCACGGCAAUGAGUAUGACUGGUUUUACCUUGCACAAGAUGAUACAUACACACAAGCUGAAAGGGUCAUAGAGCUGGUUAAUCAUCUUAGUGCGGGGCAGGAUAUGUAUAUGGGACGGGCAGAGGAGUUUAUCGGGGGUGAAGAACGUGCCCGAUAUUGCCAUGGUGGAUAUGGGUAUCUGCUGUCACGUAGCCUGCUAGCUCGACUGCAGCCCCACCUAGACUCUUGUCGAAAUGAUAUCCUCAGUGUCAGGCCAGACGAGUGGCUUGGUCGCUGCAUCAUCGAUUACCUGGGUCUCAGCUGUGUGGAGAAGCAUCAGGAGAUGACAUACCGUUACUUUGAGCUGCAGAAGAACGUGGACCCUGAGCGCGAGGACGGUGCACAGUUUAAGAACGCCUUCACUGUCCAUCCAGUCUCUGAACCUGCCCUAAUGUAUCGCCUACACAAACGCUAUAACCAGAUUGAACUGGACUGGACCUAUACACAAAUACAGCAGUUACAGAACCAGAUCAAUAACAUAAGUGAGCUCACUCCAGAGGGCAUAGCUGGAGCCACCUGGCCCAUUGGAAUCAACCCACCUUUCCGACCCAAAACCCGCUUUGAGGUGAUCAACUGGGAAUACUUCACCGAAGAGCACAUUUAUUCUUGUGCCGACAGCUCUCCAAAGUGUGAGCUUCGAGGUGCAGACAGGGCAGACGUCAAUUCAGUUCUGGAGACGGCAGUGGGCCGUCUUAACGAACGCUAUCAGCCUCAGUUGCGCUUCCGUAAGCGGCGUCUGCUGAAUGGGUACCGGCGCUUCGAUCCCACACGAGGCAUGGAGUACGUGCUGGAUUUGGCCCUGGAAGCUUUUACACAGAAAGGUCACAGUCAGGUCAUCGCCAAACGGGUGAGUCUGCUGAAACCACUCAGUGCUGUCGAGAUCAUCCCAAUGCCAUAUGUAACAGAAGCGACACGGGUACAGGUGAUCCUCCCUGUGACGGCACACGAUCAAGACUUUGUGGGUAACUUCCUUGACAUGUAUGUCAUGAAUGCUCUGGAUACCCAUGACAAUGCUCUUCUCACCUUCUUGUUUGUGUAUGACCCCUUUGAUGCCCAAAGAGUCAGCCAGACGGACGUCUUUGCAGGUGUCAAAGCCAUGAUUGGUGAAGUAGAGAAACGUUACGGUGAUGUAAAGAUUCCUUGGAUUAGUGUCAAGACUGAAGUUCCCUCACAGGUCAAGCUGAUGGACAUUAUCUCCAAGAAGCACCCAGUAGACACCCUGUUCUUCCUGGCCAGCGUUUGGACCGAGGUCAACGCUGACUUCCUUAAUCGCUGCCGUAUGAAUGCUAUCAGCAAUUGGCAGGUCUUCUUCCCAAUCCACUUUCAAGAGUACAGUCCUGCUCUGGUCUACCGCGACCAACAGCCUUCCGCCGCUUCAUCAUUUGCGUCCGAGUCAUUGCGUGAUGGCCACUUUGACCGCCACGUCUUUGAAGAAGCCUGCUUCUACAAUGCAGAUUAUAUGGCUGCCCGCACAAAAAUGGCGGCUGACAUCUUGGACAAUGACGAGUUGCUUGAGAGCAUGGACGUCUACGAGAUUUUUGUGCGUUAUUCGGGGCUGCAUGUGUUUCGGGCUGUCGAGCCAGCGCUAGUUCAGAAGUAUGUGCAUAGAGAAUGUAACCCGCGGUUCAGUGAGGACAUCUAUCACCGCUGUGUGCUCAGUAACCUCGAGGGGCUGGCCUCUCGAUCACACCUAGCGAUGGCUCUGUUUGAACAGGAGCAGGCUAACAGCACCUGAACCGACUACUACUGCAACCCUAAGAUGGCUUAAACGUCUUGAUUCUCAUUUAGGUGGCCUUAAAUAACCUACUGAUAUUGACCGAGUGAAUUUCACCCUGAUGCUGUGAACUUCUCUGCACAGAUCAUCCAGUCAUCUCAGUUCAGCCUAACAUGGUGAAGUUGCCUUGUUAAAACUUACUUUCUUUUGUGGAACUCAGAAGACAUUUUGAAGAAUGUUUUGUUUUUGUCUAUAAAAUGAAUGUCAAAGGUGACCAGUUUUCUUUGUUGUAUUCUGCAGAAGAAAGAAAUUCAGGUUUGAAUUGACUAGAAGAUCAGUAAAUAAUGACAGAUUUUCCAUUUUUUGGGUCCCUUUAAGGAUAUACAUAAAAUGAAUGAAUAUGACUUUAACCAGAGAACAACAUUCACAGUAUCUUCAUAACUUAUUUUAAAUAAAACUUGAGGAAUGCAUUUCACCUUGUUUACAUUAAUAUGCAGGAACCUGACGUUAGCAAUGGAAACGCAUAAGGACCGCAUUCAUCUUUUACUAUAUGAACAUGUCAGACUUUAGGUGGCUAGCAGAGGUCUCAGCUACACAAGUAACUUGAGCCAUCUUUCUUCCUCCAGAUAUAUGAUUGUAUGACGUUUGAACAGAAUGUGCUGAAUAUUUCAGGACUGAAUAAACAAAUAAUCUGUGAAACCUGAUUAUGAAUCAUUACUAUGAUGCACCCAAUUUUAUAUAUAUAUAUAAAAUAUUUAAGCAACACUGGUUAGAGGGUUAAUCCUUGGUUACAAAUUCCACAUUUUUGCCUACUCAUGUGGUCUCUUGUUUGACUUCAGUGUCACUGAACACCAUUGGUUCUCACAUGUAACUAAAAGUGACAUUCCAAAUUUAAAUAUAAGCGCCUGCGAACCAGACCUUUAGAGAUUGUUGUACAAAGAGUGCCUAUACUCUUGAAAAACAGACUGGGGGAAAUGAACACGUUUUACUUAACUAGCUUGGUCUGGUUCACAACAAUCUGCACAUUUUCAGUCCCUUCCACUUUUUCAACUGAUUUUUAGCUGAUGAGAGAUGAAAUUCAAUACACACUAAUGUUUAGAGGGGCCUGAGGCAUUGACGUGAAAUGGUGCCUUUCGUCUUCUUCCACAGGGAGCAGAGGUUAAUACAGUACAUUCUCCAUCCGACUAGAUGUUUCUCCGCUCUGCUAUUUUCAUGUAUUUCAGACAACAGAGGCAAGCCCUGUGGAUUUUGCCAGGUCAAGAGUAGAGAGGUAGUGAAUGGUUCUUUCAAAGCGGA